ACAUGACCCAGAUAUGGAACGCAAAACUCAAAAAAACUAUGAAUUUCUUGUGCGAUGGCGAGUAAAAUGUUCAAAUCUGAAAAAAGAUACUGUUUUUAAGUACACCGAGCAUUUCAAUAAUAAAGAGUUUGUGUUGUACCGUGGGUAAUGCAGUUUAUCACGAGGUACUUGGGUUCGAUUUCUCAAAUUUUAUUUUCUUAGUUUAAUCUAAAAAGUGCAACAAAGUGUACAUACAUCGACUGAUUUAGAAGUAUGCGAGUGUACGAACAUCGAUUAAGGGUUUUGGUUUGAAUAGGUACUCUUUUUUAACUCUUUACAGAUUUAUUUAAAUAGGAGGUUGGUUAGCGAUCUUUAGCAUGUACCAAAAGGAGGUGCCAUAGAUUUUAACUACCAAAAAAUUUAUUGAUACCAACUAUGACGCAAAGAUUGUCUCAAAAUCAUCCGAAAAAUUUAUUACCAAGCUUUUGAAAUAAAAAAUUUCGAACGAAGUUUGUUCUUUGAAUACUUACUUAUAUCUGUUUAUUGAUAUUUAUAUUGUAUUUAUCAAAAAAAUUUAAAAGUUGAAUAAAAUGGACGAGAAUAAUUUGGGAGAUUGUAAUGUUUGUGAGAUUGUUUCUUUAUUAGAUCCCAAAGAUUUUGUUGAUUUAACAACAGUACCUUUUGAUUUCCUUGAAGAAACUUAUGAAGAACGAUACAUUUUCAAUGCAUAUAGAGAUGUUUGUUUAAAACUUAAAGAACAUCAAAUAUUGCACACAGAGCAUUAUGUUUCAUCAUUCUCCAGAGGAAUGGAAAAGGAAUUACAAGCUUGAUAGAGAUUCUAAAUGGUUCAGGAAAGACACAUCAAAAAAACUCAGUUUUUCUUUGACUGGAAACAAAAAUAUGAUAGUGUCUAGAAAGUACGUCUUGACUAUACCAGAUAUUACUGUGCACAGAAACCAUUUAAUUGGCAUUGCAGCAGCAGGUCUCAUUCAACCUAUUUCAGACAAACUUAUUAUCAAAAUUGGAGAACUAGUUAAAGUUGGAGUAAAUACUGUAACAGAGAUGAGGCGGCAUCUGGAGAACUUUGUUCUUACCAUUUUUAGUUCAAGAAGUAUGCCAAAUAAAUCAAACAAACGCUUUUUCCCGUUGGAUGAAACUAUCCGCAACCAUAUGCUAAAAGCUAGGAAAAAAAUGUGUCACUCCCUAAUAGACCAAGAGUGUUUAAAUAAAAAGGUAGCAGAAUGGGCAAAAAAUUAUAAAGAAGCUUUUAUAAAGUUUCGUCCCGAAGGUUAAAACAAUUCAGAAGACAAUAAUCAAGACCUUCAAAAGUCCUUGCUGUUCAUUUUUCAAGAUAAAUGACAAAGAAGGUUACUUUUGUGUUAUGGCAAUGAGUUAUUAUUUCUUGAUGCAACAUACCAAACUACUCAAUAUGCACUUCCUCUUUUCUUCCUAGUUUUAAAAAUAAAUGUUGAUUAUCAAAAAAAAUAAAUGUUGAUUAUCAAAUAGUUGCCAUUUUUGUAUGUGAAAAUGAAACAACAGAAGCCAUUAAAGAAGCACUAAUAUUUAUUAAAAAAUGGAAUCCUUCAUUCCAACCUAAAUACUUUAUGACGAACUAUUCAAAUAAAAAGAUAAAUUCACUUGAGUCAGGUAAAACUUUUUGUUAUAAAAGAUAUUUUUUUAAGUAAAGAUUCAACAUUUAUUUCAUUUGGAAAGUCAACCAUUUUGUUAUGAAAAAUUGUUCUUAGUUAAAGAAAUUAUUAAUAAAAAGUAUUUAUUCCUACAAAUAAACUUGCCCUUUAAUUUAUUAUUUAGCUAUUUUGUUUAUAAACCUUUGUAACUGAAAUGUUCACCUUGUGAUAUUUGCACUACUAUCAUAUCAUUGAUAAUAAAAUAUCUGUGUAUAAUAAAGAUAUAAGAGCUUUUAUAAAAUUUAAAGUCAAGUAGAAGAAAAAAUUUAUCUUUAUUUUUUUUUAUUCUUAAAAAAAACUCAGUUAGCUAAAAUAUAUAAAAAACUGGUUAUAUACUAAUUACUACAUUUAUAACAGAAACUGCUUUUUUGUUUUGUUUUAUAAAAUUCAAAAACCAAAAAAGUAGUAAAAUUUGUUGACUAAAAAAAGUUCAUUUUAUCAAAUUAAUUACUUCUUAUUGUUCAUCAAUAAUGAAUAAAUACUUUCUUUAAACAAGUUUUUUAUGGAGUAUUGUUGUCUUUUUAAUGUAGAAUGUAGUGUAUUUAUUUGCGAUUUUCAUCGUGAGCAAGCUUGGGAGCGUUGGCUAUCGAAAUCCAGUAAUGGGUGUUUAAUUGUCAAGGAAGAUGUCAAGAUUAUGUUACGUCAAAUAGCUCAUUCAAAAACAAUUGAGAUUUGUAAAGAAGCUGAAAAAGCAUUAAAAGAUUCAUCUGAGUAUAAUAAUCAUCCAAAACUAAAAGAGUAUUUAAAAAAUACUUGGUUGUAUAUCAAAAAGGUCUGUGUUAAUGUUUUUGAGAAUAUAAAAUAGUUUAGUUUUCCUAAAACAUGCAACUACACUGUUAAAAAAUUCUCCGUAGAUUCAACGGAGAAUGUCCGGCAGCCAAGAAGACAGCACUUUCUCCGUAACAAUUAACGGUUUCCGUAGUUUCUUUUUUCCGUAAAAUUCAACGGAAAAAGUCUGUUAAAAAAGAUACAGGACUUUCUCCGUAAAAUUUACGGUUUCCGUAUUUCAUUUUUUCUGUACAAACGUACGGAGAAAGUCAGGCAGCACUUUCUCCGUAAUACUAACGGUUUCCGUAUUUUAAUUUUUUCGUAUAAAUUUACGGAAAAACUCCGUUAAUUCAUCAAAUAGACAGUUCACUCACGAGUUUACGUGAAAGUAAAAAAUAAAUGAAUAGAAUUUAUACGUUGUUAUAAAAAUGUAAUUCAAAUAUUAAGACUCGUGAAGUAAUUAAAAAUUAUAAUAUAAUACAUAUCAAA
Hydra vulgaris (swiftwater hydra) is the source of this 2924-nucleotide messenger RNA. RefSeq lists its product as uncharacterized. Gene Ontology annotation, molecular function: DNA-binding transcription factor activity. The record is from RefSeq and is a predicted model, not a curated record. Lineage: Eukaryota; Metazoa; Cnidaria; Hydrozoa; Anthoathecata; Hydridae.